Messenger RNA from Scedosporium apiospermum, 1068 nucleotides. RefSeq lists its product as uncharacterized. NCBI's taxonomy places the organism in Eukaryota, Fungi, Ascomycota, Sordariomycetes, Microascales, Microascaceae. The transcript has 4 exons. The coding region runs from base 1 to 1068 and encodes 355 amino acids. The record is from RefSeq and is a predicted model, not a curated record.
AUGGCCGUAGUCGGGAAUACCAUCCUCAAUAUCAUCGGCGUCGGAAUCGGUGGUAUCGCCUCCAUUCCCGCUCUUACUUCCUUCUUUCCUCCUCCCCAGGUCGAAAACGUGGCCCUCUUCGAUGUCAACGGUGACUUCAUCGGCAAGGCUUCUUCCAACGAAGGCAUCGAGGCCGGUGGCUUCCGCCGCCUCGAGGUCCCUGGCGCGAAAAGUCCCGUUUACCUGAAGCUCAAGGCCUCGGGUCACAACGCUGUCUGUAUCGCCUGGAUCCAUAUGACUGCGUCGACCACUGAUUUCCGCACCUGGAAUGCCGGACCUGCAAUUUCAUGCGGUGUCCCGUGGUAUCAUAGCCCUGCCAUCUUCCCGGGUUCGGAUUUCGAGCCCCCGUGUAUGUGGAUGAGCGAUGAUGGGCGCUUCAUCGAUGGCAUGAGUGCUCGGCUGUUAGACUUUUCUUUUCCUGGAAGUCAGGAUGCCUCGGCUCUGGCGCAGCAAUGGGAGGAACACCCCGAGACUCUUUGCCGAGCCCCUGCCCGCCAGCAAUUCUACAACUCCACGCAGAUGCCUGGCUGUGUGCCCUUCUAUCCUCCAACGAUGCCGGAUGAGCAGGAGACUGAGCUGGGCAAUGACAACCCCGAUGACGAACCUCAAGACCAAGGACUCCCUGAAAUCCCUGAGUUGGUGGGCACCUCGAAUCGCCUGCUCCGCCGCCAGUUCAUCGCCCGCCGCGAAGCCGUCAUCGAAGCCCGGAAGAACGCCAAGCGCGAGGGCCAAGUCUGCACCGAUAAUCUCGGCUCGUGGGGUCCUGAUUUCAUUUCCUUGUCGGAGAUGCUGUACUGCGAUAUGUGUGAGAAGAACUUGUGGCCUGUGUGUGGCGAUAGCGUGGAUAUGGAGGAACAUCCUGAGGCUGGCAUGUCGGGCCAGGGCGUAACUGAGAAUUGCUUUGAUUUGGGGAAACGUGAGAUGAGGUUGUCGACUUUGGCUGUGAGGGACCUUGAUUUGAGGACGACGGCUGAUAUCAGGAAGACUUGGAAGAAUGUAGAUUUGUGGAAGAAGAAGAGGAGCAUCUAA